Psylliodes chrysocephalus is the source of this 1633-nucleotide messenger RNA. The record is from the annotation of a GenBank genome assembly. Lineage: Eukaryota; Metazoa; Arthropoda; Insecta; Coleoptera; Chrysomelidae.
CACAGAGAACGCUGGUUGAUUAUCAGCGCUUAUAAGCGCUGGCAAUUUACAAUGAUUUUAAAUGUCCUCGCACACAGACAAAGCAGGUCCUGGCUGAUCGGCUCGCUUUGUCAUUUACAUUUAAACUAGUUGAGAGAGAAUAGAAGCGAAAACCAGCGCUGACAAAACCAGCAUUCGCCAGCGUUCUCUGUGUUUGUACCCUAAGUUCUGUUUAUAAAUACGGGCCUUCCUUGUGACCUUCGACUGUUCGGUGGCUACAGUUACGGUCGAUGAGCACAUAGGCAGUCUUUAUUAAUAAUAAUUUGAAUUUUAAAAACCAGUAUCUCAAAAAAUAUUUUAUUAAAGUCUUAAAAAAUAAUAUUCGAUAUAAAAAUAUUAAGUGUGUGGCAAUUACAUAAAUUUUUCUAACUCGGCUAUCCGGGACUGGAAUAUUAAUUAAUAGCACAUCACCAUAAGAAAACAAAGAGGAUUUUUUGAAAGGUUGAUUUGAUUCAUAAAUAAAUAGUUAUGAUUGUAUAAAAAUACCAUGGGAUUACUUUAUUUUAACUUUAAGCACAAUGCAUUUAUUUAUAUUUUGUAUUACAUGACUAUACUUAGUGCCAACUGUAUAGAAAAUGAAGACGUUGAAUGUGGAGUUUUACGAGAAAAAUUUGCUAACGCCUCUGCUCAAUUUACACUAUGUGCUAUUGACAAAUCUAGACCAAUAACUAUAUGCGAAAAAUGUGUGAAUACCUAUGUUGAUGUUUUAGAUAGUUUUCAGAAUAUGUCUAAAGCAGUUGAUAAUGGCACUUCUUGCUUUGACAAGUUUGUAAACCAAGACAGACUGCAAAUUGUACAAAUUUUGUAUGAUAACAGCGUAGAUUUGUGGACAAGAGCAAAAUGUAAUGAAUGUUAUGAUAGUGAUAAUAUGAUACAUAAUCUGACAGUUUCAAAUAAAACUCUGCAAUUUCAAACAUAUUAUGAAGAUUUUACCAACUGCACCAGCAACUAUGUAGAUGAUUUUUGUUCUGGAUGCAUGAAAGAUUAUGUAAAACUAGACAAUUAUUACAAGACUAUUAGCAAUAUUAAUGAAAAAAUUGGUGUUUGUAUGGAUAUAGUUGAUAUUAUGAACAUAACAUGGAAUUUGUGGAGCAAUAAUUGUUGUAAAUAUCGGAGACACAAUGAAUAUAUUUUCAUUGGAUCUAGUGUUGGAGUACUAUUAUUUACGAUUUUAUUCUAUUUUAUCCUGCUGUUUUGUAAACAAAAAACUGCACCAACUAUUAUUCAACAGUCCAGAUUUUUUGAAUCCCUAAAUAUUUUCCGUGAUUAAUAUUUUAUAGUUUAAGACUGAAAUGUAUUACUUAUAAAUUUACAUAAUUUACUAUUCCAAAGUAAAAAAAAAAAUAUCAAAAAUAAUGUAUCAAUUAUAAUAUGUGAUCAGAAACAUGGACAAAGGACGAGUCAUGAUAACUACAUGCCUCAGAAUUAAUUCCAAACUAUCUUUAAAAAAUAAUUUUUUUCAUGGUUCGUCUCAGAAAUAUUUUUUUGUGGAUCACUCUAUGUUAAAAAUUAUAUUUAGAUAUACUGCGCCUUUUCUUAUUUUUAUUUUAUUGUUAAACCUCUUAUAUUUUAAUAAAAAACCAUAUUAUUUUAA